Ornithodoros turicata is the source of this 1229-nucleotide messenger RNA. Its product is annotated as pancreatic lipase-related protein 2-like. The coding region runs from base 1 to 1023 and encodes 340 amino acids. Lineage: Eukaryota; Metazoa; Arthropoda; Arachnida; Ixodida; Argasidae. The record is from RefSeq and is a predicted model, not a curated record. Gene Ontology annotation, biological process: lipid catabolic process. Gene Ontology annotation, molecular function: lipase activity. The transcript has 5 exons.
AUGCCGAUGGAUUUUGAAGCUAUCAACCAGGACAUAGAAGCUGCUAUAGCGCAGGAGGACACACAGUAUCGUGAAAGGGUAUGCUACGACAGUGUGGGUUGCUUCGACAGAAAUGGCCCCAUGGCUCACACGAAGACGUUCCCUUUGUCGCCAUCAGCGAUACGCACAGAUUUUCAGUUGUGGUCGCGUGCAGGACGAGCACCGUUACGGAUCUACGGUGAUGGGAUGACACUGCCCAGGGAAUUCAGGGUUGGCGCUCCGCUCAAGCUGCUCACGCAUGGACUGGAUGGAAACGGCAACGUCAGUUAUAUCCACCAGAUGCGGGAAGCAUUUUUGCGACUCGAAGACGGGAAUGUGGUCGUCGUGGACUGGAACAGAGGUGCAAAACUUCCGGACUACGUCCAAGCCUGCUCAAACUCGGAGCUGGUGGGUCGCGAAGUGGCGUACCUGGUGAACGCCCUGGUACGCAACGGGGCAGUGCAACCCUGGAACGUUCAUCUCAUCGGGUUCAGCCUCGGAGCCCAGAUGUUCGGAUUCGCGGCGCGGAGACUCGCCGAGCACUACAAGGUCAAACUUGGGAGGCUUUCGGCCCUGGACUGUGCAGCGCCAUUUUUUGAGUCUUACAACGUCCUACCGAGGAAAAAAGACGUCCUGUAUCUCGAUGCAGUGCACACUAGUGCAGGCACAAACCUCUUGGCGGGGCACGUCGGCAUCAGACGACCUUUCGGGCACGUUGACUAUUAUCCAAAUGGAGGCAUCAUGCAGAAGGGAUGUGAAAGAAGUUUGACCUGCUCGCAUUACCGUGCUGAACGGUACUUCGUCGAGUCCCUGGUGCGCUGGACGUCGUGCCGGUUCCGGUCGAGAGCGUGGCCGGAGGGCUGCCGCUUCUUCUGGACGAAGAAACGCUGUGGAAGAGGACCCAGCCGAGGUCCUGGGCGCAUGGGCUAUUUCAGCCCCUCAACGCCAGCGCGCGGCGUCCACCACGUGGAAACAAAUGCUGCGAAGCCCUUCUGCAAAGAGUAGCCGCGCAGUGCACUAGAUGUCUCAGAAGGAAACUACAGCAAAGAGAAAGGAGGGCGGUUGUUUGACCCACCACAGGCUGUGUGCAAAAAUUAUUCGACAGUUCAAACGGUCAGGAGCAUCUAAUUUUGUUGAGAAGCUUUCGUGCAGAAGCCUGCACGUCAUCAGGUCAAUAGAACAAUGUCUGAUAAAGUGCACUUUCUAAUAAU